CCUCUCAAAUCUCCAUAUCCAUUUUCACAUUACCCAAAUCCAAUCAAUUAACACACCUGAAACUGGAUGGGACUGGCUGCGACUUACGUCAUGCUUAUACCCCUCCUCCUCUCACUAUUCGCGGCGAUGCCUCCAGCCACCGCCAAACUAAAAACCUCCAACAUCACCGCGGAACUCCAAAACAACAAAAUCCGGUGCAAUUACUUGAAUACGCACAAACUUGGCAAAGCAUUCCAGGUCGACUUGCCCACGACCAUACACAACGAUGCCAUCCAAGUCACGCUUGACUCCGUCAACUCCGACUUCUUGAUCAUCAACCAAACCCGUCAAAUUCUAUACGAAUCCCCUUUCAAGCUAUGGGAAGGUCAAAACGACACCGACAGAGUGGCGUCGUUUAGCUCCUCAUUCCUUGUCAACCUGAACGGAGUGGACAAUUCUACCCCCGACAUAGUCCUCACAUCCCGCACGUUGAAGGAGGAUAUCGACCCGAAUUCAAACCACGUCGGACUCAACAUCAACGGCGUCAGGUCUGACAUAACCACCUCCUUUACCACAUUCGGACUCCAACUAGUUGGCGAGGGUACAACGGCCAAUUUCUUCAACGUCUGGGUCCAGUACGAGGGAAUAAAAAAGCUCAUUGCGGUUUACGUGGCUCAACAAAACGAAACGGAUCUGACACCUUCCAGACCCGUUAACCCGAUUCUGACAUCGUAUCUGCACCUCAGAGGGGUCGAGAAUCUGCACUUGUAUUUCGGGUUUUCCGCAUCAAAAGAAAACGCAACACAACUCAACCGCGUUAGACAGUGGAACCUGACACUGACAGUGGAGUACAACCACCACGUAAAUUGGUUGAAGAUUGGCCUCAUCGUCGGGAUAACCACGGCAGUGCUUUUACCGGCGUCGGUGGCUUUGGUAUAUUACUCCCGAAAGAGGUGGUUAUUGCGACGGUCGGACCGGCAAAUGUCGAGGAAGGUGAAGAGCAUGCCCGGGAUGCCGAGGGAGUAUCGGUACAAAGAUUUGCAGAAGGCUACAAACAAUUUUGACGAGACGAGGAAGUUGGGACAAGGUGGGUGUGGAGUGGUUUACAAGGGGUAUUUGGCGAAUCAGCAGGAUUUGGAGGUUGCGGUGAAGAUGUUUCCCGGAGAGAGUUUGAAGGGUCAGGAUGAUUUCUUUCAAGAACUUACAAUCAUCAAUCAACUCAGGCACAAAUACCUUGUCCCAUUACUGGGAUGGUGCCACAAGAAUGGAGAGUUGCUGUUGGUUUACGAUUACAUGCCCAACGGCAGCCUCGACAAACACCUCUUCAACGAUGCCGACAGCACGCCAUUGAGCUGGAAUCUCCGCCGCAAGAUCAUCUCCGGGGUAGCCUCUGCCCUCCACUACCUGCACUACGAUUACCAAAAGAGGGUGGUCCACCGCGACCUCAAGGCUAGCAACAUCAUGCUUGAUGCUGAGUUCAAUGCCAGGCUAGGAGACUUUGGCCUUGCAAGGGUCUUAGACAAUGAAAAAACCUCGUACAUAGAAGCCAAUGGCGUUCCGGGUACAAGGGGGUACAUGGCCCCUGAAUACGUGUUCACGGGCAAGGCCACCGAGCAGUCUGAUGUAUAUGCUUUUGGUGCUGUUAUAUUGGAAGUGGUUUGUGGUCGUAGGCCCGAGAUCCAAAUUGGCACGUACCCAUUGUUAGUAGAUUGGGUCUGGGCCUUGCAUCGACAAGGCCAGUUACUUGAGGCCGUCGACAAUAGGCUCGGGGAGAACAAUGUUGCGGAGGAGGCCCAAAGAUUUUUGCUUCUGGGCCUAGCCUGUUCGCAUCCGACAGCGAGUGAAAGGCCGAAAACUCAAGAAAUUGUUCAGAUGCUAUCGGGCUCGGUGCCUGUGCCCUACGUGCCACCGGUCAGGCCGCCUUACAUGCUGCCGUUGGUGCCGAUCGGGGAGGAAGACAUCAGUCAGGCCACUACCACCGACACAACGUCCUUCAUGACCGCACAUUAUGGAUCAGUUUCGGCACCAGUGGCCAUCAACCCAGAAAUCCAACGCCCAGAUAGUGACAGCCACAUUAAUAUCAUUUAAGUUUUU
Molecule: messenger RNA, 2073 nt
Organism: Rhododendron vialii
Lineage: Eukaryota; Viridiplantae; Streptophyta; Magnoliopsida; Ericales; Ericaceae
Product: probable L-type lectin-domain containing receptor kinase S.5
Exons: 3
Coding region: 67-2067 (666 amino acids)
Biological process (GO): protein phosphorylation
Cellular component (GO): plasma membrane
Molecular function (GO): protein kinase activity; ATP binding; carbohydrate binding
Source: RefSeq, a predicted model, not a curated record